CGACGACCACUGCAUACCAGUUCCCAAAUCUCCCAGAGGAAGAUGUCCGGAAAAAUCCAACUUGCGUUAAUUCAGCUGGUCCUGUUGGCGGUGGUUUCCCACGCCCAGGAGGACUACUGCGACUCUUCGCUGUGCGAUCCGGGAGUUCAGAACAUCGGCUGCGGAGCGAAGAACGAGCUGUCCUCGGACUGUAACGAGGGCAAGAAGAUCGACCUGACCGAUGAGUUCAAGAAGGUGAUCCUGGAGGAGCACAACAACUACCGCAACCAGGUGGCCAAGGGAGAGCUCAGCUGGCUUCCGUCCGCUUCCAACAUGGUGACGAUGGAUUGGGACGAUGAUCUGGCCUAUCUGGCGGAGUUGAACGCCAAUCGGUGCGAGUUCGAGCACGACAAGUGUCACAACACCAAAAAGUACCCGAACUCCGGACAGAACAUCGCCUCGUGGGGAACGACCGGAGAUUCGUACGAUGUGAAGGAAACGCUGAAGACCAUGGUCCAAGAGUGGUGGGACGAACGUCACUUCGCCAAUCCCAAGCUGAUCAAGAAGCUAUGGGGCAAGUACAAGGCACUGCACUUCACGAUGUUGGUUCGAGCGAAUGCCAGCCGAGUUGGAUGCGGAAUGGUGCAGUACAAGAAGGACGAAUAUCUGUGGGUGCAGUUGAUCUGUAACUAUUCGUACACCAACAUGAUCGGAACCUCGGUCUACAAGGACGGAAAGGCGUGCUCCGAUUGUAAGUCGGGAUGUGACAGUCAGUACGAUGGACUGUGUAAGAAGGACGAACCGGUUGAUGUGGCUUAAUAAGUGGAUGUGAAUUGUUGAUACUUUCCGAAGCUUUUCGCAAGAAAUAAAUGGUGAUGGAUUACA
Aedes aegypti (yellow fever mosquito) is the source of this 864-nucleotide messenger RNA. RefSeq names its product venom allergen 5. The transcript has 2 exons. Bases 43 to 798 code for a protein of 251 amino acids. Lineage: Eukaryota; Metazoa; Arthropoda; Insecta; Diptera; Culicidae. The record is from RefSeq and is a predicted model, not a curated record.